AUUUCGUUCUUGCAUUAAUAAAUUUCAUGAAUGCGAGCUUCAUACCACACGAUACCAAACAGAAAACUUGUUUCUUCACAAACAGUUUCCCGCCGGCUGACGAGGCGCGUGUCGCGUCUCUACGUUUAAAAAUUUUAAAAAUACGUUGGUACUUCUAAAACUUUUUACAAAAAAAUAUAAAGUGCAGUGAAAAAAAAGUUUUUUUUUUUUUAAAUUUAUAUUAAAUUCUAUAUUGUUUGGUUUUAAGUGUUGGGAUUAGUGGCUAAGUUGACAUAAUGCGAGAGAGCCUAAGACGGCUGGCCUCUGACGACGCAAUGGCUCCACGAUCGUGUUCCGGAAGGGUCAGAGUCGAGCUGCUCACUGGCGAUCAUAUCACCAUUGAUGUUGCUAGAAAAGCCAGCGGAGGUGAUCUCCUGGAUGCAAUUUGUGGUGAUCUAGAUAUACUAGAGAAAGAUUACUUUGGACUACUACACGUUCACCGAAGUGAUCCUCGAGUCUGGGUAGACUUGAAAAGGAGGCUCUCCAAGACCUUUAGAAAUGAGCCAUGGGAGGUGAAGAUGGCGGUAAAGUUCUACCCCCCAGAACCCUCAGAGUUAAAUGAUGAGACAUCCAGAUACCAGCUCGGGCUCGCAAUUAGGAGAGAUCUUAUAGAAGGUCGUCUCAAUUGUUCAACGAUCACAUACGCUCUGCUUGCCUCAUACGUGCUCCAAGCUGAACUGGGGGACAGAGAGGGAAGGGUAAACGUCGCGUUGCUCACAGAACACCGCGCUGUUCCUCUGCAAGUAAUCACACCAGAUUUAGAGGAUAAAGUUGAUGAACUGUAUAGAAAACACAAAGGUCAAACUCCAGCUCAAGCGGAGCUGAACUAUCUUGAGAAUGCAAAAAAACUGGCCAUGUACGGAGCUGAGCUGCAUAAUGUGAAGGAUUCAGAGGAUGUGGAAAUCGAACUCGCUGUCUGCGCGGCUGGAAUCUCCGUGUUGAGAGAUGGUUUGGUGAUGAACCGGUUCCCCUGGGCGAAGAUACUGAAGAUCAGCUACAACAAACGCACAUACACGUUGAGAUUGAGAUCCAGCGAGUUUGACGAGUUCGAAACUCACGUCAGCUUCAAGUUGGCUUCGACUCGCUCCAGCAAACGACUCUGGAGGUGCAGCGUUGAGCAUCAUAUGUUCUUCAGGCGCGAGACGCCGGUGGCGGUGGAGCGCGUGUCGGGCUGGCCGCGGCUGGGCGCGCGCCGCGUGUCGUGCCGCCGCACGCUGCGCCAGCUGCGCGAGCCCGCCGCCGCCUGACCGCUCGCCGCCCCGCCGCUGACGCUUUGUUUUUCGUAUCACUCGAGGCAUAGUCGAGCGAAAAGUAUUCGCGUAGGCGUGUAAAAACUUUAGCAUACGUAAUAAGCGCCUGCCGGUUGAUGAGGGGCAAUGAUGUAAGAUUACGAACAUGUGGACAGCAUAUUCGUGAAUGUGUGCAAACACUUGGAAACGAAAAAUUAUAAACUUUUUAAAUACUAUAUUCAAGUAGGACUUAACGAGAAUUAGACAAGAUUGUUUAGACUGCCAUAUUAUAAAUAAAUAAAUGUAAUAUCAGUUCUAUAUAAAGGUAAAAUAAAAUAGUUCUGAUAUAAUUAUACGUAAAAACCGUAGGAUAAACUCAGUGCUAAUUUACUCUAACAAACUUAUACUAAUAAAAAAGUAUUCAAAUAGCAUAUUAGUCAUUCGAGUCCAAAAUAUGCUGACUUAAAGUUUAUAAUUUAAAAUUAAUAUUUG
Vanessa atalanta (red admiral) is the source of this 1760-nucleotide messenger RNA. RefSeq names its product protein 4.1 homolog. Gene Ontology annotation, cellular component: cytoskeleton; plasma membrane. Gene Ontology annotation, molecular function: cytoskeletal protein binding. NCBI's taxonomy places the organism in Eukaryota, Metazoa, Arthropoda, Insecta, Lepidoptera, Nymphalidae. The transcript is spliced from 8 exons. The record is from RefSeq and is a predicted model, not a curated record. Bases 276 to 1286 code for a protein of 336 amino acids.